Messenger RNA from Zymoseptoria tritici IPO323, 1587 nucleotides. RefSeq lists its product as uncharacterized. The transcript is spliced from 2 exons. The annotation marks the transcript as partial. Lineage: Eukaryota; Fungi; Ascomycota; Dothideomycetes; Mycosphaerellales; Mycosphaerellaceae. The record is from RefSeq and is a predicted model, not a curated record.
AUGGCCGCAAUUGCCGAGCCGACGGAAUUGCAACAACUUCUGAAGGACCUGGAGCAACAGAAAGAGGCCUACGAUCAAGCUUUCCGCAAGGUACAGGAGUACACGGCCUCGCCACCUGCCGUGCUGUCGAGUACACCAGCAUCAGCUCCGAGUCCGAGGAUAUCGUAUCUGCCGCGUUCCACUCCACAACGGCCUGCCACGCCACUAGACGGUCUGGUACAUCUCAGAAAAUGGCCGUCGGCAGGACUGUCGACUCUCGAUUCCGCAUCCCGCUUGACGGGCGAUGAAUCCGACGAUGAGGAAGAUCAGAGUCUGUAUGCUCAGGAUGCUCUUCCCCAGGAGAACUAUGGAGAUGAAGAUUUUCGAGAACAUCUCCGAAGCUAUGCCUGGGAUGAAGACGGGCGAAAAGUAGUGCAAAAGUUCGCCGGAGCAAAGAACGGUCUCGAGAGCGAACAUCUCAUCCUACCGCAGAAAGGACCUCUACUGGAUCGAUCGCACCACACCCAUUUCCAGAUUUUCGAUGUAGGAAACGACGGCGCGCUACUGCCCAUUGAAGCGAAGCACGAAAAAGUCACGAAUCGGCCCACGGCUCUGUGGCAGACGAUCAAGAGUAUCAACCCUGAGUCAAGACAGCGUAAAGCUGUCGGUAGACUCACCAUCGUUCGCGAGCCGGCUCCAAUACUGUUCGGUGCUCUGCACUACACCAUGAACAAGCACUUUGACGUGGAUGAGCUCUUUGGACAUCUCGUGUCAACGACAUCCACAUGGUGCAGUUUUGACCGUGCUUUCCACGCCGAUCCGCGACGGCAGAGCUCGUUCGUUUUCGUCUUCGAGUACUUUACCCUCAUUGGCGAGGAUUGCCAACCCAUGGCGUGGCAGAUGGCCGACUCUCACCGGUCGCGGAACCCCGAACAUAUUGCCAUCACAAGAUGUAGUUCGGUGGUCGCACUGUCGCUGAAGGGCAAAGCUAUCAAGAAGAUACGAAACCCGGAUCGUCGAGCUGGUAGCACGUAUGGCUACGUGUAUGACCCUUGGAGUCCCUACCAUGUGCUCAAUAUACAGUGCUUUCCUGACUGGGAAAGUUCGAUGGACGUACACGGUUCGAACCAGCACUAUGUGAACGGAGUUGAGACAUUUCUGGUGACUGUACUAGCAGAGUACAAAGAUGCCGAGAAGCGCUUCGAUGAUAUAUACAAACAGAUUGCCAGACUAGUCACACCUCCACUCGCCUUCAUGUUCGAGUCCGACAUCCGCGACAAACUGCUUUUCGAGGACGACAAAUACACCUAUUCCCGGCGCUACUUCUGGGCUUUCCAAACGCUGGGCAUCAUGAUCGACAGCAUGAACGCAAUGGUCGACGCAUACGAAGACAACUUCACCGACGAGGUCUGGGAAGGGCAGCACCGUACACUCUGGCCGCUGCUUGAGCAGGAAUCUGCUCGCAACAAGUACUACAAGAAGAAGCUCGCUGUCGUGCGAAUGAAGUUCACUCGACAGGUGAGUCGCAUCAACAAGCUGAUUGCGGAAUACCAAAAGAGGCGCGAGGAGAUCUCUCGUCUGCGCGACCAGCUGUUCUCGGGUACGAGU